This is a messenger RNA of Closterium sp. Naga37s-1, 888 nucleotides long. Lineage: Eukaryota; Viridiplantae; Streptophyta; Zygnematophyceae; Desmidiales; Closteriaceae. The record is from the annotation of a GenBank genome assembly.
AUGGAGAACAUGUUUGCGUCACUGGCGUGCAUGGCGCAUGCACUGCUGGGAGCGCCGGACGUGACGCCGGGGACAGUGGAGCGAGCAUAUUCACUGCACUGGUCGCACUGCAACGUCACCCUCACCCUCAUCUGGAGUGUGUUCAUGGUGGAGACAGCAUGGGUGGACCCCGCUAAUCUCUUCAAGGGAGGGCAGGUGGAUGUGAGCACAGCCGACAGCGCAUGGACGCAUGUCGUACACUCCUAUGGCGUCAUUGUCUUUAACACUGGCAACUGGUGGAAGCCAAGGCAGCUAGAGCGAUACGGCCUCACACUCACCCCGCCCUUCCACCACACCGGUAUUGUCGAGGCCUACCCGCAUGGCCUCGCAACAAUUCUCACCGCUCUGCACCGCAGGCGGCGCGUUACGGCGCGCGCGUUCCUGGUUACCAGCGUGUCGUUCCAGUUCAACGCCAGCUGUCCCGCCACGCAGCCCAUUGCUGACCUGGCGACGGCGCGCACAACGAUGGCGGCGCUGACCCGGCGAAAAAACGAGGUGUUGAAAGCGGUGUUGCGGAGGGUGGUGGGGGAGGAGGAGGACAGGGAGGGACAGGAGAGGGAGAGGGAGGAGAGGGAGAAGGAUGUUGGGGGACGAAAGGGGCAACAGGGGCAGCAGGGGCGGCAGGAGCAGCAGCAGGCACGAUCAGCACAUGUACAUGCAGCAGGGGCAGGUGGGUGGGGCAGCAGCAUUCGGCUGUUGGACAUCCAUGACUUGUCUCUCUUCCGCCACGAUGCACGGCCAGCAGCGUACCACGGGAGACAGAGCAGCCUGCAUGACUGCGCUCACUACUGCGUGCCCGGUGUGCCCGACACGUGGAACGAGCUGCUGCUGGGGAUGAUGGCCGAGUGA